AUGCCAUUGAAUUCCGAUACAGUAUUCUCCUCGAAGUUCUCCGCGCUUUGCCCACUUCCCCAUCCUAGCUGUGCCAGUGCUGAUGUAUGCAGUCUCCCAAAACAUGCUACAGUGUCUGCACUGUCGGUGGUGCAGGACAUAAAAACAGAAUCUGCUGAAGCAGGCCAGGACAUGGUCCUCUUGGUACUCGUACACCCUGCAGUGCCUGGAAUGUCUGGGGAGGAGCGACAAUUCGUGACGUACCAGGAUGGUUCCACCUAUACUGGAAUGAUCAAGAAUGGUAAACGCCACGGGCAUGGAGUCUGGCAGUCGAAGAGCUGCCAGUACGAGGGCCAGUGGAAGGAAGAUCAGCAGGAUGGCAAUGGCCGUCAGACGUGGAGCGAUGGACGCGUCUAUGAGGGACAGUUCCACAAGGGUCGCUUCUCAGGAACUGGCAAGAUGGUUUGGCACACGCAGAAAGGCAUGUUGGUCUACGAGGGUCAGUACAAGGAUGACCUCAAGGAUGGACAUGGGAUGUUCAUUUGGCCAGAUGGCCGAACGUACGAUGGAGAAUGGAGAGAGGGCAAGCGCCAUGGCCGUGGCACCUACAUCACCGCAAAGGCGGAGAGGAAGGUGGGAUAUUGGGUGGAAGACAAGUUCGAUCGAUGGGAGAAGGACGCUCAGGGAUUUUCGUCACGGUGGACACAUGUUUAG
This is a messenger RNA of Symbiodinium natans, 693 nucleotides long. NCBI's taxonomy places the organism in Eukaryota, Dinophyceae, Suessiales, Symbiodiniaceae. The record is from the annotation of a GenBank genome assembly.